AUGGAUGGGAAUUGGACCACGCAGCGUCGCACCCGGCGGAGCGACCGUUCACGUGCGUGCACGACUCGCACGUGGCGGCGCGCAGCAGAGAGCACACGCGGCGGCAACUGGCAUCGUACCGCACAGGGUGGGUGGGGUGACGCGUGGGCAGGCGCCGGUAGUGUGGGAGUUGGGGGGGUGGAGGGGCAGGUUCGGCGUGAGGGACUGGGCUCGUCAGCGCCCCUCCCCGCCCUCGCGGCAGCUGCUGGGGAGCGCCACUCCCGCCGCCACUGUCUCUGCCGCCUCCGCUUUCCCCCCUCGACCACUCCGCUUCCACACGGUGCGCCCGCUGCCCCCAACUCACCCCAAUUUCUUCUUUCCCGCCCGCUCAUGGUUACAUGCCCACCCAAUGCCCCAGCCGAUAGCAUGCAUAUUGCGCCUAAUCCCGCCCACCCCCGUUGCGUUGACCGCGUUGACCUCAUGGAGCAGGUGUCGUCAGUGGAGCAGGACCUACCCGACGACCCCCUGCGGGCGAAAUACAUCCAAGGCACGCUCGUGCCCGACACGCUCAGGUACGCACGCUCGUGCCAACGUGCUCUGGUAGCCGCGCCCUCCCGUCGCUCGCCUUCGCCCAGCCUCUCUUCCCGCCUCCCUCACUCCCACCCGCAACCCCUCACCCUACUCCCCUCUCCCGUUCGCUCCGCGUUCUUCCCCCUCCCCACGCACAUUCCUUCCCCCGCAACCCCUUCCCCCAGUUACCUGAGUCGGCUGCUGUCCGUGCGCGUGCUGCCGCCCGACCCGCUGCUGCUGCCCGUGACGUGCGCCACGUUCACCGCGCUCUCCAACGGCUCCUCCGCCUGCACGCAACUCGCGCCCAUGUGCGACGCCGAGGUGGACAUCGACGUGGAUCCAUCCCUGCUGGCGGCGCAUUCGCUCUGCCAAUCAGAGGACCCCGCCACGUGUGGGGAGGUGGCAGCUGGGACAGGCACACUUGGUGCUGACAUUAUCCUGUUCCUCUCAGCCAAGCAAACGGCGACGUGCGGCAGCACGACAGCGGCGGCCCACGCGUCGCACUGCGCGGUGGACCCCGCGUCGAACCGCCCUCUCGCCGCGUCGCUCAACCUCUGCCCGCUGGCUUGGCGCGCCGUGGGGCAGCACUCGCCGUCGUACGACUCGCAGGUGCACGCGGUGCUGCACCAGCUCACGCACGCGCUCGCCUUCAGCUCCGCGCUCUUCCCGCUCUUCAAGGACGUGCGAGGCCAGCCGUACGCGCAGGUGGUGGCGACGGCGCGGCAGGCGGACGGCAGCAACGUGUCGAAGAUCGUCACGCCCGCCGUGGUCGCCGCGGCGCAGCGCCACUUCGACUGCCCCGCGCUCGACGGCGCUGAGCUGCACUCCCCCCCGCCCUCCGCCUCCACGCCCGCCUCCCCACAACCUUCCGCGGCCCCCGCGGAAGCGAACAGCACGGAGUGGGGGUCGCUGGUGACCGCGGCACAGCCGGAGGACGCGCUGACGGGGGGAGUGGCGCUGGACGGAGUUGGGGGGGGCGAGGGCGGGGAGGUGGUGAGCAGCCAUUGGAGCGUGGUGCGCUUCGAGCACGAAUACAUGGUGAGGUGGGAAGCAGAGAGAGAGAGCGAGAAGAGGGCAGUGGCGGCGAGCAGCCAAUGUAAGGCGCCUGUGCGCUCUACUCGGGUCCUCUGCCUCCCAUCGCCUCACAUGCCUUGCCGCCACUCAUCACCCCUCUCCCCAUUCCUUCCUUCCCUCCUCCCGAACUCCCCAUCCCCCCUCCAGACACCUUUACUUGACGGGGUGCCGGUGGUAUCGGAGCUAACACUAGCACUCUUCCAGGACAGCGGCUGGUACGCCGUCACGCCAGGCAUGGCGGGCAUGCUGCGCGCCGGCUACCACCGCGGCUGCCCCGCUGCCACCGCCACCCUCUCCUGCCCGCCCUCCGCCUCCGCCUCCGCCUCCGCCACCACUCCCCCCGGGUUCUGCUCGGCGGCGGACCUCAACCGCUCCGCCACCUUCUCCGCCGGGGGGAACGUGCGCCAUGUGCCCAUGGUGGGUCGACUGUGGGGUGGGGGUGCCGUGGGUGACUUGCCAGUGGACUCAACAGUUGCACGCCAUUCCUCUCCUGCAUCCAUCCUGUGCCUUCCCACACACCUCUCGCCUCCCCCCUCCUCACCUCGCCCCUCCCGUCCCUUUCAACCCCCACCCCCACCCACAGCCACUGACGUGCUCCUCCGACUUCCUCUCGGUCGCCACCUUGUGGAGUCACAGCGCUGCCAGGCGCCGCGAGGGGCGGAGGAGAGCAGGUCAGCGGAGGUGCAGCAGCUGGGGAUGGCGUACGGCCCCUCGUCCCGCUGCUUCCUGCACGGCCCGCAGUUCUUCGACUAUGCCUUUGGUGCUGGCGCCGUGCCACCCCCCGGCGCCGGCUGCUACCCCAUGCGCUGCGUCCCCUCCGCCUCCUCCUCCCGUGACUCCCGCUCCGCUGAAUCCGCUGAUGCCCUCCCCACUGCUCCCGCCCUGGAGCCCGCGGCUGGCGGCAACGGCAACGGCAGUGCUGCCCUCGCCCCCAAGGCGCAGGGCGGCAGCGCGCUCUCGUUGCCCGCCUCUUCCUCCACCCCCAAGCGGCAGCUGCGGGGCAAGGGCAAGGGGAAGGGCAAAAAGGGGGGGAGGGGGAAGAGGGGGGGCGGGAUGGUGGUGGAGGUGCGUGUGGGAGCGCAGUGGUAUGCGUGCCCCUCAGGGCGCAUGGUGGCGCUGGACCAGGGCGGGGGGGACUUCCAUGGCGGGUCCAUCGGCCCCUGCCCUGACAACCGCCGCAUGUGCCUCACUGCCUCCUGCCCCAACGACUGCUCGGGGAAAGGCAUAUGCUACAACAGCACGUGUUACUGCCUGCCCGGCUAUGCUGCCACUGACUGCAGCCAGGUGGCGUGUUCACCGCUCUCCCUCACGCCAGCCUCCACCUGCCGCGCGCCCGCCUCCUGCGACCACGCCUCGGGCCUCUGCCUCCUGCCCUCCGGCCGCCCCUCGCCCCUCCCCCUCGCCGCCGCGCCCCCCUACACUCCCCCCCCGCCCCCCUCCCCGCCUGCUCCACCUGUCUUCCCCCUGCCCGGCGCCCCGCCCGCCCCUGGAAGCACCGUCAACAACAGCACCGGCAGCAACACCAACAGCAGCAGCAACAGCAGCAUGGGGGGCGAGGCGCCGCAGCACGGGGUGCUGGUGCGCAGCGUGGUGGUACUAGGGGGCGCCAACAUCAGCGCCAUCCGCGAGGGCGCGCGGCUGCAGGAGUUCCAGGCGCAGUUCCAAGCGCAGAUGAGCGCAGCGGCGAGGGCGACGGGGUACGAGGGGCAGGUGGAGGUGGCGAUAGAGGCCAUCUAUGCGGGCAGCAUCCUGGUGCAGUCCACUGUCAACUUCUUCCAGGCCACCAGCUUCAACAUGCCCGGCGUGCUGCUCCACAACCUCAUCACCUCCCCUGCGCUCAUCUUCGCGGCGUCGUCCUACUUCCUGGCGCUGCCCUCAGGGCGCAUCUCCUCCUUCAACUGCUCCAUGGCCGCCGCCCCCGCCUCCAACAGCGCGCCCCAGGGCGCCGAGGGCCCCCCCCUGGGUAUCUCGUACGGCGCGUGGGCCGCCAUGGCCGCUGCCAUCCUCGUGGCUGGCGUCGCCAUCUGCACCGUGCUCAGCCGAAGGGCAUCAAGAAGGCGACGCGAGGCGCUACUCUAUGCACACGGCUACGAUGCAACAGGAGCGCCGUGGUACAUGGAGGGGGAGGAGUACGAGGAGGACAUGGAGGCGGACCUCGAUCUUGACCUCGACCCCCUCGAGGCAUACGCUCAGAGCAUCCGUGUGGGCCGUUCGGGCCACCUCACAGCCUCUGGUCAGCUCAACCCCUCGGGGCAGCUCAGAGCUUCCGGGCAGCUGCGAACGUCUGGGCAGCUGCGGCGGCUGGCGUCCGGGCAGCUACAGGUGCCCGAGCAUCUGAACCUGAACAGCAGCACCACUGCCUACCCCCCCGGCAACACCAAGAGCAUGACCAACGCCAGUGGCAGCGGGGCAUGGUCAUACUCAGCCAUGGGCCCGCCUCCCCACGCUGCCCCCUCUGGCUCCACAGACACUACAGCUGCUGCGGGUGCAGGGGGAGGAGGCGAGCAUCAUGUGCGCAUGUCCGGGCAGCUCGUGGGUGGGGGGCAGGGGGCUGCCGAGGGAGGCGGUUCGGGCAUCACAGGGUCGGGCAUAAGUUCGGGGAUAGGGUCGGGGAUUGCAGUUUCGGGCAUGCUGUUGGCAUCAGGAACGUGGGGGCAGAUGCCGCACUUUGCUCAGCUGAACCGGUCGGGGCAGCUGAGAAUACUCAAGCAGCUGGGCACCCAUGGUGCAGGCACACCUCCCAUGGCCAUGCACGCCCACGGGCAGGCAAGGCAAUCAUCCCCUCGUGCUGCUUCCCCACAAGCCAGCGGUAUACCAGGCCAAUCAUUCCAGCAGUCAAUGCAGUCAAGCCAGUCAAUGCAGCAGGCAAGGCGGGCGGUGUCAGGGGUCGUGCGCUUCUCCAACCCACUGGCUGCAGCCCACCACACCGCCUCCUCCGGGCAGCUUAAUGCGCCCCAGCGCGGCCCCAACCAAUGGCUGCGCAGAGCCCGCUCCAACGUGGGGCUGUCCGGGCAGGUUGAAAUGUCGGGCAGGGUGGCGCAAUCAGCGCAGAUGGUGAGAGUGCCCAGCAACGGGGAGUACUCUGCUGCCCAGGUCACCCCAUCUGGGCAGCUGAGAAGACAUUUCCCUUCUUUCGCAACUUCGGGGCAGCUUCGGAACCCGUCAGGCCCGUUUGCCCAGUGGGGCCGAGGGGGGUCGGAGCGGAGAGAGGAGCUGGCAGAGGCGGCGGAGAUGGCGGCAGAGCAGGCAGAGAUGGCUGACUUUUACACCCGAAUGCGCAAUAAGGCCACUUCUGGGCCCAUCUACUUUGGAUGA
Molecule: messenger RNA, 4938 nt
Organism: Closterium sp. Naga37s-1
Lineage: Eukaryota; Viridiplantae; Streptophyta; Zygnematophyceae; Desmidiales; Closteriaceae
Source: the annotation of a GenBank genome assembly